CAAAGAAAAAGAAAAAAGGGAACUGGAGCGAAGGGCCCUGGAAUGGGAGGAGCCAGGGCUGGUAAAUGUGGAGACCCCUCAAGGUAGGAGAAACAAGAGCGGGGUUCCUGAGAGAUGCUUGAGUUGAAUGGAGGACAUGGGAGGAAAAGAGAGUGCUUGUUCCAGAAAUGGGUAGCUGGGCCUUGUUUUCCCAGUAAUCCACCCACCGCCACUUCAAGAAGAAAUGAUAUGAAGAAGUGCCAGUUCUCCCUCCCCUCUUCCGCACUGUCCCGUGAUGAUGACGCCUCCAGGGAGGACGAUAAUCUGGGUUCCCGGGAGAGAUGGCUUGGUCACUAUUCCCACCCUUGCCUCGGCCACUUGUCUCAAUGUCACCACCUCACGCCCUGUUCCAGGUGGCUGAGUCCGAAUCCAAUAAUGCUCGGAAUAUUUUUCAAUGUCCAUUCCGCUGUGUUGAUUGAGGACGUUCCCUUCACGGAGAAAGAUUUUGAGAAUGGCCCCCAGAACAUAUACAACCUUUACGAGCAAGUCAGCUACAACUGUUUCAUCGCUGCGGGCCUUUACCUCCUCCUCGGAGGCUUCUCUUUCUGCCAAGUUCGGCUCAAUAAGCGCAAGGAAUACAUGGUGCGCUAGGGCCCCGGCUCGUUUCCCCGCUCCAGCCCCUCCUCUAUUUAAAGACUCCCUGCACCGCGUCACCCGGGUCGCGUCCCACCCUUGCCGGCGCCCUCUGCGGGACUGGGUUUCCCGGGCAAGAGACUGAAUCCCUUCUCCCAUCUCUGGCAUCCGGCCCCCGUGGAGAGGGCUGAGGCUGGGGGGCUGUUCCGUCUCUCCACCCUUCGCUGUGUCCCGUAUCUCAAUAAAGAGAAUCUGCUCUCUUAA
Symphalangus syndactylus (siamang) is the source of this 876-nucleotide messenger RNA. It is a transcript of the gene RNASEK, whose product is annotated as ribonuclease K. Lineage: Eukaryota; Metazoa; Chordata; Mammalia; Primates; Hylobatidae. Gene Ontology annotation, molecular function: RNA endonuclease activity. Gene Ontology annotation, biological process: nucleic acid metabolic process. The record is from RefSeq and is a predicted model, not a curated record.